AUGGCCGAAAAUGGCGCCAUCGAUACAAACUCUAAGCAUGAAAAGUCGGCUGAAGAAAUGCUAUCGGAUUGGAUUCAGUGCAUUUGCGUCGUCACUUUUGACCUGGAGUUUGGUCAGGCGAUGGAGUUGGUCUACCCAAACAAUGUCAAAUUGUCUGAGGAAGACAAAACAAACCUCUGUUACUUGGCUUUUCCCGACUCCAAUUCUGGCUGCAUGGGAGACACUCAGUUUCACGUCAAGAUAAAAUGUUCUCAACCUUUGAAUCUCAGUCAAUGCCAUAUAAACUAUAACACAAAAUGUCCAGUUUUCUUACAAGCUGAUCAUCGUUGUUUGUAUGGGUUUGUUUUCUUUCGACAAAUCAAAGAUCUGUCUCUUCCACGGGGUUAUUUUCAAAAAAGUGUAAUUAUUCUAUCUCAGUUGCCAUUCAUUAGUUUAUUUACUGAAGUUUGCGGGACAAUAGCACCUGAGUAUUUUAAACACGGGAUUACUGGAAUAGAAGUAGCAUGGCAUGAUAUCAAACAGUGGCCUGAUUUAUAUGCUGGAGAAACAGUGAGCUUGCCAUUACUAGGAAUUGUUCUUCAAGCUCAACUGAUAUGUGAUAAUAAUAAAAUCUGCAGCUCAUCAAACUCAAUGGUACCUGAUUACCAGCUACCAGUGGUUGUAUCAUCAUUGUACGAACUAAAUACAUUUGGAUGUUUUUCAUCGAUUGUAUCUCAAAUGCAUCUUUUAUGGGAAUUAGUGUUAACGACUGAACCCAUUGUUGUGAUGGCCUCAUCACCUACCUACAGCUCACAGGUUGUUCAAGCUUUGGUUAGCUUAAUAGUGCCAUUAGCUUAUUACGGAGAUUAUCGUCCGUAUUUUACAAUACAUGAUAAUGAGUUUAAGGAGUAUAUGAGUAAAACAUUGAAUCCGCCACCUAUAAUACUUGGUGUAACAAAUCCUUAUUUCACAAAAACAUUACAACAUUGGCCACAUAUUGUUAGAGUAACUGAUACAUCGAAAAAAGAUACCAUAAAUAAAAGUAAACUAAAAAAAGGAUCAAAUCUGAAAAUCUUAGAUGCUAAGCCCGGAGUUUAUACUGAGUAUAAACCUUAUUUGUAUAAAGACAAAUCAAUAGUGAAAAAACUUCUCAGAGGAAUGCAAAACAAGCGUCCAGAAGAAGUGCAAUCAGCUCUAUUAAGACGACACUUUUUAGAACUUACUCAGAGUUUUAUGAUACCACUUGAACGAUACAUGUCAUCAUUGAUGCCUUUACAAAGGAAUAUUUCUCCUUUUAAGGCGGCUCCUAAACCCUGGCCUUUUAAUCCUGACAACUUUUUGGCUAGUUUAGAAUAUGCUGGGCCUCAACUGACAUGUGGUAUUAAAGGAGACUGGAAGGGACUUUACAAGCAAUUUUUUAGAUCUCCAAAUUUCAAUGGUUGGUACAAUGUUCGUUAUAAAGGAAUGAUGAUGAAGCUUCAAAUUUUGCAAAUUGAAGCCCUAUCUAGUGUGGAUAUCAAUAAUUGGCUUGAAGGAAAACAAGAAGUAGAAAUUGUUGACAUGAUACUAAAAAUACGCCAGAAACUGGAUGAAUGUGAAAGCAAAGGGUAUCAGAUAAAUAAAAGAAUCAAAGAUCAAUUAAAAGUGAAAAUGGAUGAUAUAAUUUCUUCGUUGCCUGAUGACUUAAAAAAUGUCUUGUUAAAUAAAAAGCUAUCUAACAGAUGA
Melanaphis sacchari is the source of this 1704-nucleotide messenger RNA. RefSeq names its product protein DENND6B. The record is from RefSeq and is a predicted model, not a curated record. Bases 1 to 1704 code for a protein of 567 amino acids. Lineage: Eukaryota; Metazoa; Arthropoda; Insecta; Hemiptera; Aphididae. Gene Ontology annotation, molecular function: guanyl-nucleotide exchange factor activity. Gene Ontology annotation, cellular component: recycling endosome. The transcript is spliced from 8 exons.